Messenger RNA from Fusarium pseudograminearum CS3096, 1221 nucleotides. RefSeq lists its product as uncharacterized. The record is from RefSeq and is a predicted model, not a curated record. The transcript has 3 exons. Gene Ontology annotation, molecular function: Ser-tRNA(Ala) deacylase activity; nucleotide binding. The coding region runs from base 1 to 1221 and encodes 406 amino acids. Lineage: Eukaryota; Fungi; Ascomycota; Sordariomycetes; Hypocreales; Nectriaceae. Gene Ontology annotation, biological process: regulation of translational fidelity.
AUGGCUCAGCAAGAGACCGGCCGUGUUGUCGGCGACUUGGCCUGCCAAUCCGACUCUUACCUUCGAAGUAUUGAAACUAAAAUAAUUUCUUGUGAGAAAUCAGCGCAAAAGUCAAAAAAACAAGCCCAGCCCGAGUGGUUAAUCGAGUGCUCCAACUCUGUUUUGUUCCCAGAAGGUGGCGGGCAGCCAUGCGACCAUGGGACAAUCACUCCGCUCUCGGGUGAAGAUUUAGCCCUAAUUCCCAUCACAAAUGUGCAGCGAGAGGGCCUCCGAUGUGUAAUCCACUCGCCAAAGCCUAUCGCUCCUGGGACUGAGGUCCGUCAGGAAAUCGACUGGGGGCGUCGAUGGGAUCAUAUGCAGCAGCACACUGGCCAGCACCUGCUGUCAGCAGUCAUGAUGAAAAACCACGAGCUGAAGACACUGGGUUGGGGCAUGGGCACUGAUGGAGGCUUCAACUAUGUUGACCUGCAGAGGAAACCUACCGACGAGGAGAUGCAGGCUAUCCAGAUGGAAUGCGCCGAGAAGAUUCGAGAUAACUUGUCAAUCAAGGUUGACACUCCAGAUGAUGCGAAUCAUAAUAAGCUGCCUGGAGACUAUGACAAAUGCUGCGGCACCCAUCUUUCGCAAACAUCGCACAUAUCCCUUAUCAUUCUCGGCUCGACACAGUCCGUCCACGGCAAGAACUGCCGCUUGUCCUUUAUCGCAGGCGACCGCGCCAUCAACCUUGCAAGCUCGUCCGUCAGCGCAAUCAACACCAUUGCCAAAAUGAUGUCCUCGAGCAGUAACCCGACCGAAGUAGUGACCCGUGCCACCGCCUUGUCCGACAGCGUGACCGACCUCAAACGCGCCGAACGAAAGCUCUUGCUCGAAGUAGCCAAGUUCGAAAGCGAGCAUGCUAUCAGAAGUAUCGUCCAGAACAAGAUGAAUGCGUAUAUCCAUCGCUACGAAGGAAGCACCGAUUUUAUUAACAAAAUCGUCGUUGAAACGCGGGAUUUUCUCGAAGGUACCGGAUUUGUCGUAGUCAUUGCUAUUGGCGAGCCCAAAGGUAGUGGCCCGGUCGUCAUCGUUGGCGACAAAGUCGCUGUUGAUGCCAUGGCGAAAAAGGUCAAGUCUGUAGUCAAGGACAUCAAGGGCGGAGGAACAGGCGGAAAAUGGCAGGGAAAAGUGAAGGAGUGGACGAAUGCAGAGCUGGUCGCUUUGAAGGAUGUAGUUGAAUCAUAG